AUGGCGGGGCGCGCGGCGCUGGACUGCGGCACGCGGGCGCUGGCCGUGACCGGCCGGAGCCGCUUGGUGGCCGCGCGCCGCGGGGCCUGCAGUGAGGACGUCAGCUUCUUUGUCUACGACUGCAGCACUGCCGAGAAGAAGCCACCAGAGGAUAAAGGUGAGGAUGAACAGCCUGUGGAUAAAGGAAGUGACAACAUCCUUGCAUCUACGUUUUCCAAAUCAGGCAACUACUUCGCUCUGACUGAUGACAACAAGCGUCUGAUUCUUUUCCGUACACAACCUUCUUGGGAAUGCCUGAGCGUCAGGGCUGUAGUGAGGAGAUGUACCUCGCUGACCUUUACAGCUUCGGAAGAGAAGAUUCUCGUGGCGGACAAGUCUGGGGAUGUGUAUUCGUUUUCGGUAACGGAACCACACGGCGGUGGAAAACUUGAACUUGGCCACCUGUCUAUGCUGUUGGAUGUGGCCGUGAGUCCUGAUGACCAGUACAUUCUCACAGCCGACCGAGACGAGAAGAUCCGGGUCAGUUUGUUCUCAGCUCCUCACAAUAUCGAGUCCUUCUGCCUUGGACACACAGAGUUCGUGAGCAGAAUAUUUGUGGUGCCAAACUGUCCAGAUCUGCUUUUAUCCACCUCAGGGGAUUGUUCCCUGAGACUCUGGGAAUACAAAAGUGGAAGAGAACUGCAGUGUUGUUUUCUGAACAGCUUGAGUAAGCCUGAGGCGGCCCAAAGUGAGAAGAAAUUUGCUGGGUCACGGAUAACUUACUGUUGUCAAGAAAACUACAUCGCCAUUUUGGGUGACAGCAUUCCUGCAGUCUUCAUCUUUCAGCUUGAUGCUGCCACCCAGCAGCUGAAUUUCAAAAAGCACCUCACCUUCAGCCACAGAGUGUGGGACAUCGCGUUUGAGGAGACCCAGGGGCUGUGGAUACUACAAGACUGCAGAGAAGCAGCACUCUUACUGUACCGGCCCCACAACGGGGAGUGGCAGCCUGCUUCCGAAAACGAAGUAUUGAAGAAAAUCUCCAGGAAUCUGCAUGACAACUGGACCAUGUUCGAGGGAUAUGCCGAGUUGGAAGGCAGCUUCAAGAACCUCUACAAGGCCACGUUCGACAACAUGGCCACAUACUUGAAGAAGAAAGAGGAGAGACUCCAGCAGCAGCUGGAGAGAAAGAAGACAAAGAGGAAUCCACAUCCCGGGGCAAAUGGACAAACAAAAAAGAUGAAAACGGGAGAUGCAUCAUGAUGGGAAUAGUCCUUGUUGCUUGGAGUUUUCAACCCAUUUAAGAAAACCCACUUGUAUUCUGAUUCCUCCACACCUUUAACCCAGUGUUACAGAGACUCAAAAAGGUGGCCGUGGGUGCACCACAUCAGAAUUGGGAAAAAUCCUUGCAUCAAACUGAUUCUGUUAGCAUGAAGAUACCUUUCCUGCUUAAGAGAAUGUUUACUGUACAUAUUCUCCCCUCUGCUAUGUAUUCUUCAUCCUAGCAAUUAAGGAAAAAAUGCAAACCCAAUUGUAAGUUUUAAUUGAAGACCCUUCAAGUCCUCCUAGCAGAUGCAUCAAAAGCCUUUUUAUUUUCAUAUUGGAGGUGGGAUGUUAACCCAGGUGGCACUUUGCUGUUACUCUACUAUACUCCCAUCUGUUUUCACAUUGCAAAACUUCCUUUCGCACUCCUGAGGGAAUGGUGUAUCCACAUUAAUUGGAAAACAUAGCCAGCAGAUUAUUUUUCUAGUUGAGCACCUUGCUACAAAGCUCCAGGAGAAAUCAUCCCCUGAGCUUCAACAACUACUGAAGAGUCUCUUUCUUUGCAGCUCUGUAGAUAGCUUCACUUUCCAUGUAGAAGACUUUUUAUUUUUAAAGACCUUGUCUCUGACUAAAAGUUUUCGGGUUUUUUCUUCAUUUUGUAUCAUUUGGUAUCACCCGAGUUUCUUCAGUCAUAUUACAUAUGAUAGUUUCUGCGGGGUCACUGAAGCAAUUUUGCAUAUCUGAAAGCGAUUUCUGUGUGGAGUUCGGUUGAAGAAUCCGCAACAAAAACCGUCUGAUUCGUUUUGCUUUCAACCAUUCAAAAUUCAAGAGAAGAGCACCCUCAGAACUAAAUGCUAUCUCUUCAAAGCUUUAAAGAAAGCUCUUCAAGAGCUAGACUUGCCUGUGAAAAGCAGUAGUUUGACUGCCUUUUAGUUGGCCUCUUUGUCCAAGAAGAAACAUCUGUCCAAACAAACAGUUCCAUAAUGAUGUAUUUGAAAGUUCUUCUAAGUAGAAGUUCUGUGUGGUCCUGACUGCAGACUGGGCGGUUUGGGGAGGCAGAGAAACAACAGGAUAAAAUGACUUUUCAAGGUCUCUUCCAAACUUCACAGUGUAUGAUUCUGAACACA
Molecule: messenger RNA, 2366 nt
Organism: Tachyglossus aculeatus (Australian echidna)
Lineage: Eukaryota; Metazoa; Chordata; Mammalia; Monotremata; Tachyglossidae
Gene: WDR4
Product: WD repeat domain 4
Exons: 11
Coding region: 1-1239 (412 amino acids)
Biological process (GO): RNA (guanine-N7)-methylation
Cellular component (GO): nucleus; cytosol; tRNA methyltransferase complex
Molecular function (GO): protein binding; tRNA (guanine(46)-N7)-methyltransferase activity
Source: RefSeq, a predicted model, not a curated record